CUUGAUUAAAUUCUCAAAUAUUUCUAGACAACCACGACAAAGUCAAACUCGAAUAAAACAUAAAACAACAGCACAAUUUUUUCAAGUUUCCAACUGUGAAAUGAAACGGUACUAAGCAUAUUAAAAGUUGCUUGAUUAUUCACCUCCACUCAUGUAGAAUAAAAAUCCAAAAAACUGCAAUUAAUUAAAGUGGGAAAAAGAUUUAGCAAUUCUAAUUUCAGAGGAAAAACUUUAUCUGCCGAUUUCAAAGGAAGUUAAUGAUCUUAUAUUAUAUAGGAUUCAUUAAGGCAUGAAACGCAUGAAUUACUAGUCAUUUACAGGAAAAACACAACACUGAAUUUGAUGACGAUGGAAUUGGAAUGGAAGGAAGAGUAGAAAGAAUAAUGGAAUGUUAGCAUUUGACCAUGUCAAUGAUGUCAUUCAUUGGCCGGUGGGAAUAUAAAACCACCCGAGACAUGGGCAUAGUCGUCCGUCCAGCUAUCUUUUAUUAGCCACAAAACUGUUUAAAGAGAAAAUUCCGCCAAACAUCUUACAUUAAACAACGUUGAUCACUCACUCAGGCUUUCGAUUGCCUCUCGUUAUCGCUUCUUACUCAUUGCAAGACACGCUGCACUGCGAAAAGGGUCUCUUUCCUUUUAGCUGUUUUCGACACCAAACAUUGUUGCCUACAAUUUUUAUGAAAUAGUCUUCCAAUAAUGAUGGAGAGGGCAGAGUCAUGCCAAAAGCUAUAUGCAAGAAUGCGGUUAUGGGAAUUCCCUGAUGAGUAUGUGAUCGAACCCACCGAUGGCUCUUCCGCUUCCUCUUUGUCAAUUAGUCGUGUUGAUGCCUCAAUGAAGCUCAUUGAUGGUGUUCCAGAAUGCAGCUCUAUCCGUGUUCCAAAGAUUCAGACAAUUUUUGGGGUAGUUGGAAUGCUAAAACUUGUUGCAGGGUCAUAUUUAAUUGUUAUAACGGAGCGUGAAUGUGUUGGAUCUUACUUGGGGCAUCCUAUCUUCAAAGUCAUAUCCUUGAAGGUUCUCCCCUGUGAUCAUUCUGUUAAAAACUCUCCUGCAGAACAGAAAAAGUUGGAGAAUGAAUUUUCUCGGCUCCUAAAAAUUGCAGAGAGGACUUCCGGAAUCUAUUUCUCUUAUGACACCAAUUUAACACUGAGUGCACAGAAAUUAUAUGAUCUGGGAGAUGAAUCUAAAUUGCUUCCUCUUUGGAGACAGGCAGAACCCAGAUUUCUUUGGAACAAUUAUAUGUUGGAAGUACUUAUAGACAACAAGCUUGAUCCGUAUUUGCUUCCAGUUGUCCAAGGGAGUUUUCAUAACUUCCAAGCCGCCAUUGGAAAAGAAAUUGUAGAUGUUACACUGAUUGCUAGGAGAUGUACACGGAGAAAUGGAACCCGAAUGUGGAGAAGAGGAGCUGAUCCUGAUGGAUAUGUUGCAAACUUUGUGGAAACAGAGCAAAUUGUGCAAAUUAAUGGGUUUACUUCAUCAUUUGUUCAGGUUCGGGGGUCAAUACCAUUUCUUUGGGAGCAAAUUGUUGAUUUGACUUAUAAGCCUAAAUUUGAGAUUGUGAGACCUGAAGAAGCUCCACAAGUAGCUGAGAGGCAUUUUCUGGAUCUAAGAAAAAAGUAUGGAUCUGUAAUAGUUGUUGAUCUUGUCAACGAGCAUGGAGAUGAGGGACGCUUAAAUGAAAAGUUUGCAAAUGCAAUGCAGCCCAUAGUUAGUGAUGAUUUAAGAUAUCUGCACUUUGAUUUCCAUAAGAUUUGUGGACAUGUUCAUUUUGAGCACCUUUCCCUCCUCUAUGAUCAAAUCGCAGAUUUUCUUGAGAAAAAUAGAUACCUCUUGUUGAACGAAAAGGGUGAGAAAAUGAAGGAGCAACUUGGAGUUGUAAGGACCAACUGUAUUGAUUGCUUAGACCGCACCAAUGUUACACAGAGCAUGAUAGGCAGGAAAAUGUUGGAACUUCAGCUUAAGAGGAUUGGAGUUUUUUGUGCUGAAGAAACCAUUAGCUCUCAUCCAAAUCUUGAUGAAAGCUUUAAAAUAUUGUGGGCUAAUCAUGGGGAUGACAUAAGCAUACAAUAUUCUGGCACGGCUGCACUAAAAGGAGAUUUUGUCAGGUUUGGUCAACGAACAGUUCAAGGGAUCCUUAAAGAUGGAUGUAAUGCCCUUGUACGUUAUUAUUUAAAUAACUUUUCUGAUGGAACAAAACAGGACACUAUUGAUCUCCUGCAAGGACACUACAUAGUCUCUGUCAGCCGGGAUAUGACACCUCCAUCUCAAUCAGGAGGCCUUGAGGCUAUAGCUUCUUUUCCACUAGCUUUAUGUUUGGUCUUGAUAGGGUUGUUUUUCACAACCAUGUCUCUGAGGCGAGCUCGAUACGAUCUUCAUCACUUAAUUUUUUCAGUUCUAUGGGCAAGCAUUAGUGUUGCUAUUGCAGCUUUUGUGAGGGCUAACGGCAGGAUUUUCUGCAAUCGGCCUCGUUUGAAUAAACCUCGGUGUUGAUCUAGCAUUCUGAAUGAAUGCUCUGGCAAAUACGAACUUGAUCAACAGUUAUCAUCUUGCUGAAUCAUAGUUAUUCCUUCAUACAAAUUUUUGUAGUCCAUCGAGUUUAAAAUUUUUUAAUACCUCAUUUAUUGUUAUUCAGCUAUUUUUCUCCCCAACAUAAAACUGCUAAUAAUAUUUUUUUUAUUUAUUCUUUUGUUUUUUUACAAAUGUUUUUUGUAAACUACUAGUAGUAAUAUGUGUAUCUCAAAGAUCAA
Messenger RNA from Durio zibethinus, 2743 nucleotides. Its product is annotated as phosphoinositide phosphatase SAC7-like. The record is from RefSeq and is a predicted model, not a curated record. Gene Ontology annotation, cellular component: endoplasmic reticulum. Gene Ontology annotation, molecular function: phosphatidylinositol-4-phosphate phosphatase activity. Gene Ontology annotation, biological process: phosphatidylinositol dephosphorylation. Lineage: Eukaryota; Viridiplantae; Streptophyta; Magnoliopsida; Malvales; Malvaceae.